UGGAAUUUCGAGUAAAUAGAAAACUGUCAGCGUCUGAAUUUUCAUUGUUUGAUUUGCCCGACUCUUCUUUGGUUAACUCCAUCCACGGUUCAGAUCCGAGUUUGGGAGAAGCUCUAUCUCUCUCUCUCUGUCCCUUAUCUUUUCAGAAGAAGCGAUCCUUCACUUUGUCUUCUCCGUUCUCGUCGCGAUCAACUCGUCUGCAGCCUUCAGGUCAAUGUUUGCUCCUUUGUUUGUUUUUGCCUCAAAACUCGAUUUCACUUUCCCCUGGUUUUGUGGUGCGAUUUCUUGAGUGUGAUCGGAUCUUCUCUUCCAAUCAUCUGAUUCAACCGAUUUCGAAAGAUGUUGGAAUUGCGUUUGCUACUUGAUCUGGAUUCGGAUCAGUUCAUUCUCAAGUGGUGCUAAGUUUCUCAACUAUCCAUGGAUCAGGCGGAACUGACUAUGGAUCAGGUCUUGAAAAGGGAUAUUCCAUGGGAGACAUACAUGACAACUAAGCUGAUUUCGGCAACAGGUCUCCAGCUCUUAAGGCGUUAUGAUAAAAAACCUGAAAGUGCAAGGGCACAGUUGCUGGAUGAAGAUGGUCCAGCUUAUGUUCAUCUGUUUGUUAGCAUCUUACGUGAUAUAUUCAAGGAAGAAACAGUGGAAUAUGUUUUGGCUUUGAUUUAUGAAAUGCUCUCAGCAAACCCAGCACGAGCUCGGUUAUUCCAUGAUAAAUCUUUGGCAGAUGGGGAUACUUAUGAGCCUUUCUUGAGGUUGCUGUCGAAGGGAAAUUGGUUCAUUCAAGAAAAAAGCUGCAAGAUCCUUGCCUGGAUUAUAAGUGCUAGGCCAAAAGCUGGUAAUGGUGCUAUUGCUAAUGGAGAAGCUUCGGGUUCGAAGAAACCUAUUACUACAAUUGAUGGUGUACUCAAGGGGUUGGUGGACUGGCUUUGUGCUCAGUUGAAGCAACCUUCUCAUCCUACUCGUGGUGCUCCGAUUGCGAUCAGCUGUCUGUCGUCAUUGCUCAAGGAACCUGUUGUCAGAUCAUCGUUUGUUCAGGCAGAUGGGGUGAAAUUACUUGUCCCUUUAAUCUCCCCAGCAUCCACUCAGCAGUCUAUCCAGGUUGUCAGGGUGGUCAUAUUGACAUUCAGGAACUUGCUUCCAAAAGGUACAUUUGCUGCCCAGAUGGUUGAUCUUGGACUCCCACAUAUCAUCCACAGUCUGAAAACACAAGCAUGGAGUGACGAGGACUUGCUGGAUGCACUGAACCAACUAGAAGAAGGACUAAAAGACAAGAUCAAGAAAUUGAGUUCCUUUGACAAAUAUAAGCAAGAGGUUCUUCUUGGCCACCUUGACUGGAACCCAAUGCACAAGGAGGCCAAUUUCUGGCGUGAGAAUGUCACUAGCUUUGAGGAGAAUGACUUCCAGAUACUGAGGGUCCUCCUCACAAUCCUGGACACGUCAAGUGAUCCAAGAUCAUUGGCGGUGGCAUGCUUUGAUCUCUCACAGUUCAUACAGUACCAUGCAGCGGGGAGAGUGAUCGUGACAGACCUCAAGGCGAAAGAACGAGUGAUGAAACUGAUGAACCAUGAGAACGCUGAGGUUACCAAGAACGCACUCUUAUGCAUUCAGAGGCUUCUCCUUGGUGCUAAGUACGCUAGCUUCUUGCAAGCUUGA
Messenger RNA from Thlaspi arvense, 1650 nucleotides. NCBI's taxonomy places the organism in Eukaryota, Viridiplantae, Streptophyta, Magnoliopsida, Brassicales, Brassicaceae. The record is from the annotation of a GenBank genome assembly.